GGCGUGGCGGCGCCCACUCUGUGCUUGGUGAUGGCUGGCGGCGGCUGCAGCCGGUUGUCUGGCAUCUUGCAGGGAAUCCUCUUGGCUUUUGUGGGACUCGGAGUAUGGGAUGUGUUGUUCGUGUACGAAGAAAACAAGUGCAGCAUGACCUACAUGUUCGAGUACCCAGAAUAUCUUAAAAUAAAGCUUCCAAAGAAACUUUCCAGUCACUACCCAAGUUAUGGCCUCUAUCGUUAUAAGGAGAAAAAUUCAGCUGAAACACGUAAGGAACUAAAAGCCACAGGAAUCCCUGUACUGUUUCUACCUGGAAAUGCUGGGAGUUACAAACAAGUUCGUUCGCUGGGCUCUGUUGCAUUGAGGAAAGCUGAGAAUAUACACAAUAAGUUCCACUUUGAUUUUUACAGCAUUGAUUUUAAUGAGGAGCUUGUGGCACUCUACGGUGGAAGCCUUGAAAAACAAACUGAGUUUGUGCAUGCAUGUAUAAAGGUCAUUCUUAAAAGUUACAAGGGUCAAAAAGGCGCACCCAGCAAUGUUGCAAUUGUGGGCCAUUCAAUGGGUGGCAUUGUCGCGAGAGCACUAUUCACUUUACCCAACUUUAAAUCUACACUGAUCAGUCUUAUUAUAACUCAAGCUACACCUCAUGUUGCACCAGUCCUAAUACUGGACAGCUACCUCAUAGACUUUUACACCACUGUGAACAAUCACUGGAUUCUCAAUGAAGAAACGUUGAGAAACAUUACCAUCCUCUCAAUGGGAGGCGGUUUCCGAGAUUAUCAAGUCCGCUCUGGUCUGACCAUUGUACCAAGCCUCGGCCUUUACAACAAUACUCUAAAUGUUGUGACGUCGGCGGUCCCAAGAGCAUGGGUCUCAACUGAUCAUCUCUGCAUAGUUUGGUGCAAAGAGCUGGUACUAGCCACUGUUAGAGCCUUUUUUGAUCUUGUUGAUCAUAAUACUAAUCAGAUAACAAUGGAUCUAAAGAAGAUAAUGACAGUCCUUCACCAUCAUUUUGUCACCUAUUCAGAAAAAGAUUCUGAAGAUAAUCCAGAGACUUCUGUCUCAUUUCCAGGUUCAGCUGCAACGUGGAGUGAAAUUAAUACAUACGAAUGGACUUACAACUCUCCGCAGUUUUCAGCACGGUUACCCAAAGCUUCAUAUUUUAUUUUACCACUUCCAAGUGAGGAGGAACUUUACAGUAACUUAUAUUGCCGAACCACCAAUCUGGAAUCAAGUGACUGGAUCUAUGGCUGUACCUUGAUUAACCAAUCAGUUUGUGCUGGGAAAGCGAACCCUUUUCCUUUUUAUGCUCUCAGUGAUCGUUUGAAAUACUUCACUGUUAGCCAAGAAGGCAUUGAUCUGACUGGAGAGGCAGAAUUGCUGAAAAUGUACAAGAUCGUGAACUUCAAUGUGGAAAAGUACAGUUCAUUCUCCCAUUUUGUCAUUCACGUGUCUAAGGCUCGUGUUAAUAAACAGUUCAGAAUGGAAUGUGAAUACCUGACAGUAAAAUCUAGAACGAUGUCUACCCCAAUUACAAAUGUCCUGUCAUUCGGUGCCACUGUUCACAGAGUUUUAAUCAACUCAACAGGACUGAUACAUUAUGUCCAGCUUCAGGACUUCAAUGAGAUAUAUCAGGCUUUUGAAAUCCAUGUUGAAAGUCAAUGCCAGUCUUUGCAUGGGAAGAGAGCAGAUGUAUACAGGUUUCAUGUACCAUGGUCCCAUGAAGAUUCCGUUGUGACAACAAGUGUUCCAUCUUCCACUGUGAUCUAUGCCAAACUGCACAGAGCGAGGCCUGAGAAUGAUAGCUCUGUACCAGAGUUACAGCUUCACACAACCAGAAAUUGUCAAUAUGAGAUAACUAUCAGGACAUCUUUCUGUCAAGUUCUUGGGCAGCUGUUCAGAUUCCAUGGUGUUUACUUGCCCACAUAUGUUGUUGCAAACAUAUUAUUAGUAUUUGGAAGGCAAUUAAUCCAUCUUCAUAAUGAAGGUAAUUGUUUGGACUUCACCAUUGCCUUACAUGCAGCAGCAAAACCGUACAAAGUUAUUCCAUUUGUCAAUCUUGCUGCAUUUUUGUUAAGAUAUGAAUGGUUUCAGGAUGUAUGGUCUAUUCUUAUGUUACCUGAAAUUGACAUCCUUAUUUUAAAUGAACAAGGAAUCUCCUCCUCAGCUAUUUCGAUUCUCCUCUUCGUAUUUGGCACAGCGAUUGUCCACUGGAGUGGAAUCUUCUUUAGCUUAUUACUUAAACAACUUUCUUCCUUGUGGUCACUAUUUCAGAGGCCAUCAGUUGUUAAAAAAGAAAAUGGGCUGAUAAGUCUUCAGAGUUCUUGUGUUGUGAUUUUCUUCAUCAUUAUAAUCUGGACGACCUGUGGUGCUGUUGCUCUCAUAUUUGGUUACUUCCUCUAUCUUUUAAAGGUCAUAAGCCUUCAAGCCUCAGUACAAGCGAUGAAAGGCAUUCUUAAUUUGGCGCCACGAGUGGAAACUGUGGAAAAUAUUCCAACGUCUUCCAGUGUAAAGGAAGAGGAAGGAGAAGGGGAAGAGGAAGACACAUCUGGAACGGCUAGCGAUUCCCCAGAAGAAUCAGAUCAGCUGAACCUAGAGUGUCCAAAUUGGCUCUCACUUUCAGAUGUUGAUGAUGCAGUGGACACUCUAAAGAUUUAUAUUACAAUCCUGCAUCUAUUGAACUGGAUGAUGCUAUUUAGUGCACCAUCAUUUAUUUACUGGUUGAAAAAUCUCAGGUAUGCCAGAAGACUCAACCCUGACCCUUGCGAUAUUGUUGCAACCAUCCUUGUAUUAACGAUGGGGAUUCUCAUUAAUUCACAUUCAACGUCUGUUAAGAGAAGUAAGCUACUGAAAUAUACAGCAAGAAUACAGCUCAUCUUGGUCAUUGCCAUGGCAGCCUUUGGACUAGUACACUUGUACAGGAUUCCUUACUUUAUUACCUUUUCACUGGCGUUAUAUGCACUUUGUUGUCUGAUAUAAAUGACUUUGCAACAUAA
Molecule: messenger RNA, 2990 nt
Organism: Amblyraja radiata (thorny skate)
Lineage: Eukaryota; Metazoa; Chordata; Chondrichthyes; Rajiformes; Rajidae
Gene: pgap1
Product: post-GPI attachment to proteins inositol deacylase 1
Exons: 28
Coding region: 31-2973 (980 amino acids)
Biological process (GO): endoplasmic reticulum to Golgi vesicle-mediated transport; GPI anchor metabolic process
Cellular component (GO): endoplasmic reticulum
Molecular function (GO): phosphatidylinositol deacylase activity
Source: RefSeq, a predicted model, not a curated record